Messenger RNA from Alligator sinensis (Chinese alligator), 2756 nucleotides. RefSeq lists its product as uncharacterized. The transcript has 2 exons. Bases 1157 to 2020 code for a protein of 287 amino acids. Lineage: Eukaryota; Metazoa; Chordata; Crocodylia; Alligatoridae. The record is from RefSeq and is a predicted model, not a curated record.
GUAUGGCUCUCCCUUCUGCUCCCCUCCCCCUGGGUUGGGAUCAUACCUCUGCCACCCCCAACAUGCAGGAAAUCCUUUCCCUUGGACCUCCAAUGCACUGCAGAGAGCUUCUAGCUGUUGCAUGGAUUUCCAAGUGGGGAGGGAGCAAGUAUCCAUUGUCCUUCAAGCCCCCACCCACCAUCCAGGGCUGCUUCCCUAUUGUCACUCACGUGCUGCAGUGGCCAUGGGGGAGUGGGUCCUCAGGGCACCUGUAAUGAGGUUGUUUCAAGCCUUUUGGGGAAGAUGGCUUCCCAGGUUCCAAGAAUGUUAUGCGACUGGCAGGGGCAGCAGGGCAGCAGACAUGGCUACACUGGCCCUCUGACAUUGCUGGGGGCCCUGGGAGAGAGGAGGAAGCCCCAUGAUGAAGUCCAAGGCACAGGCUUGGGGAAGGACAGGAGCCCCCCAGGUUUACAGAGUGAAGAGGUCUGGAAUGAGAACCUGGGUGGGGCAGGGAGAUUCCCACAGGCAGAACUGGAGCUGGUCUGUGUGUGUGUGCGGUGGGGAGGGUAGUUUACAUUUAUGGGCUGUAGGGAUAAGUGUUGUGUUGGCAGGGGAGGGCUGGGUCUGGGGAACAGUGUGGAAGGGGGUGGGUUGUGAAUAGUAGGGAGAGGGGAGGGCAUGGAAAAUAACGGACAAAAGUAGUGUACUCACAGGUAAUAAGAAUGAAGACCAGAAUGUAACUCAUGGCGAUGGAGCCCACAACAGUGCCUGGACACUUGAUGUUGCAGCCAGAGCUGGGCAGGAAAUGAGGCUCACGAACAGGAAAACAAGAAACACAUAUAGCCUAAUGCUGAGAAGCUCUGCCCACAAACAGACCUACUGAGACCAGGGUUCCUUCACAGUGGACUCUGCUGAAACAGAAACAGAUUCACUACGACUAGGGGCACUUGUAGGACAGUAGGUGCCGGUGUGUAAUGAGCACCCCCCGCCAACCCCCCCCAACAAUGCCAGCCUCCAAAGAAGCAACCCCCUGCUCCAGUCCACCUAGCCCUCACUCCUCUCUACUCCCUGUCCACUACACCAUACACCCCUGAAGAAAGACACAGAUGUUUAGUUGAAAUUGCAGAACAAUUUAUUGUACUGAAAAGAAAGACCACUGCUAGUUGCUGUCAGCUAUAUGUGCUGCCAGGGAGUCUUGCACAAGUGCCGCUUGACCAGCUUCUCGUCCCUGCUGGCCCCCUGGCAGAAGAUAGACACGGUGAACACCUUCCUCAUCCCCUGCGUUGCAUUCAUCUUGAGAGGCUCGGCGGUCCCCAAGACCCCCCUCAAGAAGGCGGACGCCGAGAUCCGGUGGCUAUUUAAGAGGUGGCUGCACCUGGUGCUAAGGGCCAGCAACAAGGUCCUGCACAUUCCCUACCGGCAGGGAGGUGCCAGCGUACCCUGCAUGGGAGACCUCUGCGACAUCGCGGUGGUCACCCACGCCUUCUGCCUCCUGACCUGCCCGGAUGCAAUGGUACGUACCAUUGCCGCCAGCGCUCUUGAGGAGACUGCCCGCAAGAGGAUCAGGAGGCAGCCGACCGGAAGUGACUUGGCCACCUUCCUCAGCGGCUUGCUGGAGGGCGAGUUCAGCAGAGAUGGCGGGGAGUGUGCCUCGUUGUGGAGCCGAGCCCGCAAUGCCAUGCACCACCUCAGGAAAUGCAUCAGCUGCGCCUGGACCUGGACCGAGGAGCGCCGGGAGCUGAGAGUCUCCUUGCAACCAGCCCCGCACGCCGACCCUGUGACAGUGAGGCCCCGCAUGAGGACCUUCGUGGAGAGGUUCCUGAAGGACGCCGUCCAAAACAAGUACGCUGGCGACCUGAGGGCCAAACCCGACCAGGGCAAGGUCUUCAACGUGACCUCAAAGUGGGACUCCAGCAACUACUUCAUGCUCAGCGGGAGCUUCACGCACUUCGCGGACUGGCGCUUCCUCCACCGCGCCCGCCUCAACUGCCUGCCUCUGAACGGGGCCGUUCGCUUUGGCCACUGGGACAAGAGGUGCUGACAGUGCGGCUAUGCGGCAGAGACCCUCCCCCAUGUGCUGUACAGCUGCAAGCCACACGCCAGGGCCUGGCAGCUCCACCACAACGCUGUCCAGGACCACCUGGUGAGGGCCAUCCCAGCUGCAGCGGGGGAGGUCUCCGUGAACCGCACCAUCCCGGGCUGCGAGAGCCAGAUGCGUCCUGACAUCGUCAUCACCAACGAGGAGGCCAAGAAGGUCGUGAUCAUGGACGUUACCAUCCCCUUUGAGAACCGGCGCCAAGCCUUCACCGACGCCCAGGCUCACAAGCAGGAGAAGUACGCCCCACUGACCGACAUCCUGAGGGGCCACGGCAACAACGUGACGGUCAACACACUCAUUGUGGGACCCCAGCAACGAGAGUGUCCUGUGUGCCCGUCGCGUCUCCCGCCGCUAUGCCAAGCUGAUGCGCUGCCUCAUGGUGUCCGACACCAUCUGUUGGUCCCGUGACAUCUACAUGGAACACAUCGUGGGCCACCGCCAGUACACGGACCCCACCAGACAAAUUGCUGCCGGACCGGACCCAGAGGGGACCGCCUGAACCCCCACUCUGCACCAGAUGGACUUCACUUUGAGAGGAUUCUUCACCAGCGGAUGACCCUGCUCCACCCGAAGAGGACCACCGCGAUGAGACUCUAUAUGGACUGAGACACUUUUUUCUUCGAACCACUUCUUCCACCAUUGCGGACCAUUGUAACGGGUUUGUGUGUGUCUAUCCUCU